Messenger RNA from Bactrocera latifrons, 1883 nucleotides. Its product is annotated as nucleolar complex protein 4 homolog A. Lineage: Eukaryota; Metazoa; Arthropoda; Insecta; Diptera; Tephritidae. Gene Ontology annotation, cellular component: Noc4p-Nop14p complex; nucleolus; small-subunit processome. The coding region runs from base 140 to 1708 and encodes 522 amino acids. The record is from RefSeq and is a predicted model, not a curated record. The transcript is spliced from 6 exons. Gene Ontology annotation, biological process: ribosome biogenesis.
CUCACUUUGUCUAAUCAAACUCGAUUUUGUUGUACAGAUUAUUACAUUAAAGCUACUUUUUAAUUAAAUUCGCAAACUGAGAUAAGUUUUAUUACACAAAUAUAAAACUACUUUAUUCGUUGACACUUACUAGCGUAAAAUGGCCACGGCUGUAGGUUCAGCCGUAACACUUGCUAAUCCCGGAACAAUACGUAGCCAAAUAUCAAAGGAGUUGCGUGCAAAGGCUAACGAUUUCCUUAAUUCACGACGCAAUGCUAACAAUCUUUUGGAUAUCAUUGCACAUUUUCAGCAUUGCGUAAAAGAAAAGCAAUCUAUUACUGCUGCUGUGUUAACCUUGGAAGUUGUGUUCGUAGAAGUUUUAAAGCGCCGAGAAAUGUGUAUAGCGGGUGUGCCUCUGAAACCGAAAGACGAAAGUGCAGAGACCAAAUACCGCGAAUGGCUGCGACAACGGUACGAGGAAGCAAUGUGUUUAAUACUUAGCUCCUUUGAAAGUGAAAAACCCGCAGAAGCGGCACAAGCCUUGGUAUCAAGCAUGAAGUUAUUAGCUGCAGAAGGCAAACAUCCCUUAGAUAAAUGUGAUGAACCUUGUAAAUUUCCUAAGCAACGUCUACGUAGUAUUUUACAGAAGUUAGUAUCAGCAACAAAAUCACAAAGCACUCUGCUUCAGCGUUUUAAAGAGUAUUCCGAAUAUUUGGAUGUGGUGUUCUACAGUUGGAAAUUAAUGCAGCAACUAGCUACACGGGCCGCCUUUGCUAAUGACGUUUUUGCAUGUAAUUAUUUGGAACUUAUAAAUGUUUUGCCUGUGACCAAAGACCUGCACGACCAACAAAAACUGUUGUGCAUAACGCAAUCCAGCGGAGAAUCUUCACAACCUGAAUGUUUUGACUACGCGCCAGUGAAAAAAUGUAUUAACAAAGUAUGGAUGUGCCUGAUGCAAUGGACCGACGGUAUACAGGAGCCUGUGCAUAGACAAAUGCUUAUCAUAUUGUUGGAGCGAGUUUUGCCACACUUGGAAAAACCUAUAUUGUUAACAGAUUUUCUAAUGGACUCACUUGAUUGCGGCGGUCCCGUUAGCUUACUCGCACUGCAAGGCAUUUUCACGCUAAUACAGAAGCAUAAUAUUACGUAUCCAAAUAUUUAUGAAAAGCUGUAUUCUAUGUUUGAACCAGAAAUUUUCCAUACCAAAUUUAAGGCACGUCUGUUUUAUCUGGCGGACAUUUUCUUAAGCUCAACACAUUUGCCUGAAAAUUUAGUAGCCGCAUUUGUUAAACGUCUGGCACGAUUAAGUCUAAUCGCACCGCCACAAGAUUCUAUAAUUAUUUUACAUUUUAUUGGCAAUUUGAUAUUACGUCAUGCCGGUUUAAAACGGCUUAUUUGCGCUCAGGCAGCAAUUGAAGUUUCGCGCGACCCCUUCAUCAUGGAGGAACGCGAUCCAACAAAGUCAAAUGCGUUAGAUAGUUCAUUAUGGGAAGUGGUAUCCUUGCAGAGGCAUGCUAUUCCAGCAGUGGCGAAUGCGGCACGUUUUAUAUCACAACCCUUACCAACUACCGAGUGGGAUUUGUCUUCUGUACUAGAAUUGAAAGAAGACGACAUUUUUGAUCAGGAGAUCGCUAAAAAGAGCAAACAGUAUGCUUUAGCUUUUGAACGACCACAGUCUUUAUAUUUACCACAUGAUGACAAAGUGAAACAAUACUGGAAACUAUUCUAAAUAUUACAUAAUUAAGUAUAUGUAUAUAUUUAGAUGUGCUGCAUUUUAAAUUGCGGUUGUGGUAGCCUGUAGCGGAGCUGCCUUCUUUGAUGAGGAGAUAAUUUUCUUUACAUUGUGAACUUGUUGUAGGAUUUGACAUUAAAUACACUAGAAUUCGUCAGUAUAUUUAAAUCAA